This is a messenger RNA of Synchiropus splendidus (mandarinfish), 933 nucleotides long. RefSeq names its product LIM and SH3 domain protein 1-like. NCBI's taxonomy places the organism in Eukaryota, Metazoa, Chordata, Actinopteri, Syngnathiformes, Callionymidae. Gene Ontology annotation, cellular component: focal adhesion. The record is from RefSeq and is a predicted model, not a curated record. The coding region runs from base 87 to 875 and encodes 262 amino acids. The transcript has 8 exons. Gene Ontology annotation, molecular function: actin filament binding.
UUCGCGUCUCCCUCGCAACUCAAACCCAGCUCCCGGUAUAUAAACCACCUUGUCUUUUUAAAGGUUCUUUUGGCCUUUGCUCCAUCAUGAAUCCACCUUGUGGAAGAUGCACCAAACCUGUUUAUCCAACAGAAAAAAUUAACUGCCUUGAUAAGUACUGGCACAAAGGAUGUUUUAGCUGUGAGGUAUGCAAGAUGGCUCUGAGCAUGAACAACUACAAAGGCUUUGAGAAGAAACCCUACUGCACUAUGCAUUAUCCUAAAACUUCCUUCACUAUCGUGACAGACACCCCAGAAAAUCUACGUCUGAAGCAGCAGACCAUGCUCAAUAGCCAGGCGCUCUAUAAGGGAGAGUUUGAGAAGAGCAAGGGGAAAGGUUUCAGCGUGGUGACCGACACUCCUGAGAUGCAGAGACUGAAAAAGACACAGGAUCAGAUCAGUCACGCUCUGUACAAGGAGGACUUUGAAAAGAACAAGGGCAAAGGGUUCAGUGUGGUGGUCGACACCCCUGAGAUGCAGAGACUGAAGAAGACUCAGGAUCAGAUCAGUAAUAUUAAAUACCAUGAGGAUUUUGAGAAGAGCAAGAUUCGGAGCGAUGCCCCUCCUCCUGAAAACAGACAGAUUGAUGAGGAUUCUUCAAACCCAGCAAGAUACCAACAGGGACCAGCCUGCCCCGCUGCAACUGCGCCAUCUAGUGGGGGUAGGCGCUUCCAAGCGGUGUACAGCUACGCAGCAGCCGAGGCAGAUGAAGUGUCACUGCAGGAGGGUGAUCUGAUCUUAGACGUGGAGCCCAUCGAUAAAGGAUGGAUGUUCGGAGUCAACCAGCGGACGGGCCAGCGCGGGAUGCUCCCUGCUAACUACGUCCGACCCGUAUGAGCCCAUUUGCUCCCACUUACAAGGAUUUCACGGGAAUGACUGAUCAGUCAAAUAAACG